UUUCAGAAAAUGAUGCCAAUUCGAGGAGCCAUGCGCGCAGCUUUAGCUGUUGCCAAAUUGAGUAUUCGAACUUCUUCUUCUUCUGCAAGUUUUGCGGUCGCAUUACCUCUGGGUACUCCAGUUGUGAAUCAGAAUCUGGAUAUUACCAUUCCUGACAAUAAGUUGUUGGCAACCUAUAUUUGGAUUGAUGGAACGGGAGAAAACCUUCGAGAAAAAACUCGAACGCUUGAGAACGAUCCAGGAAUGGCAGGCAAGUAUCCCAAGUGGAGCUUUGAUGGAUCAUCAACAUACCAGGCUCAAAAGGGUGAAGAUUCGGACAUGCAGCUGCAGCCUGUCGCAAUCUACCCAGAUCCAUUCCUUGGCGGUAAUCACAAACUCGUUCUUUGUGAGACCCUUGACGCCAAAAAUAAGCCCACCAAGAACAAUCAUCGUAAUGCAUGCGCCAAAGUGAUGGAAAAAAUCGAUCAUCUGAAUCCUUGGUUCGGAAUGGAACAAGAGUAUCUGCUCCUCGACAGAGAUGGCUACCCACUUGGAUGGCCUAAGCAUGGUUACCCAGCUCCACAAGGUCCGUAUUACUGUGGUGUGGGUGCAGACAAAGUAUUUGGACGUGAAAUUGUAAAUGCUCACUAUCGUGCAUGCCUCUAUGCUGGACUACACAUCUUUGGAAUAAAUGCGGAAGUGACACCAGGGCAAUGGGAAUUCCAGCUGGGCAAUUGUCGUGGUAUAGCAAUGGGAGAUGAGUUGUGGAUGGCACGAUAUCUUCUACACAGAAUAGCUGAACAAUUUGGUGUCUCCGUCACUUUCCAUCCAAGACCACAUGUAACGGCGGGUGACUGGAACGGUGCUGGAUGCCAUUGCAACUUCUCUACAGAUCAGAUGCGUGCGGAGGGUGGACUGAAGAUUAUUGAAGAGGCAAUGCCCAAGUUGGCUGCAACGCAUGCUGAAUGCAUUACUGUCUAUGAUCCGCAUGGUGGCGAGGACAACAAGCUCAGGUUGACUGGAAAACAUGAGACAAGCUCAGCUGAGAAAUUCACAUGGGGAGUCGCUAACAGAGCUGCAUCGGUGAGAAUCCCGAGAGGAGUUGCGAUUGCUGGCAAGGGCUACUUGGAGGAUAGACGUCCAUCAUCGAAUUGCGAUCCGUACCAAGUGACACGAAUGAUUGUUGAGAGCAUCUUCCUUAGAUAAAUUAUCUUAGUAGCGAUUGCUUAUUCUGUGGUUUUCCUGCAUAUUUCUUCUUCCUGAUGUAGUUUUGUUAAGGUAUCAUUCUGUUAUUAGCAUGUUAUUAGUAUUUCUUUAGGAUCUGGUUAUUGUUUAGCAUCGUUUGUUUUUCCAAACCGGUGAAAAGAGAUCAUAAAGCUUAUUGCUUA
Molecule: messenger RNA, 1367 nt
Organism: Cylicocyclus nassatus
Lineage: Eukaryota; Metazoa; Nematoda; Chromadorea; Rhabditida; Strongylidae
Source: the annotation of a GenBank genome assembly